This is a messenger RNA of Danaus chrysippus (African queen), 516 nucleotides long. The record is from the annotation of a GenBank genome assembly. NCBI's taxonomy places the organism in Eukaryota, Metazoa, Arthropoda, Insecta, Lepidoptera, Nymphalidae.
AUGGCUUUUAAGUUCGUCGUACUUGCUUGUUUCGUGGCCGCUGCCAGCGCUGGUCUAGUUCCAGCACCAGUAGCCUAUUCUGCCCCAGCAUUCCAUGCUGCUUCACCAAUUUACCACGCUGCUCCCGUAGCAUACGCUGCCCCCGUUGCCAAGUACGCAGUGGCUCCGGCAGCUAAGUUGGCUGUUGAAGAAUACGACGUGAAUCCUCAAUACAGCUACGCCUAUGAGGUCCAGGACAGUCUGACCGGUGACUCCAAGAGCCAACACGAGAGUCGUGACGGUGAUGUCGUCCAAGGCUCCUACUCCGUCGUCGACCCUGAUGGUACCAAGCGCACUGUUGACUACACAGCUGAUCCUCACAACGGUUUCAAUGCUGUAGUCCGUAAGGAAGCCAUCGGCGUGAAAGUAGCAGCUCCUGUAGUAGCUAAGGUAGCGCCUGUUGUACACGCUGCUCCUCUUGUACACGCGUAUGCUGCACCAGCCCAUGCAUAUGCAUCUCCUAUCUACCACCAUUAA